UUUAUGGGCAGAGAGAAAAGGCGAAGACAUCACGCCAACUGAGGACUGACUUGGUGAGACGGUUUGGGAAGGUUUUCGGUGUGUUUAAUUAGGUUGUUUGUUCAAAGCAGUGUAAAUGUACCACCAGAAGCCUUAAAGUGAUACCUGGAAAUCGAAACGGUGACACGAUCGAUUUGGCUCAGCGAUCUUUCUUGGUGUUUUCGCGAACAUGUCUCGAGGUUCGUUCAAGGUUCCUCGCUCGUCGAAAUUUAAGCAUGUAUUUGGGAACCCUUACAAGAAAGACAGAUGUUACGAAGCCAUCAGAUUGUCGACGAAAUUGACGGAGGGAGGCAGUCUCUGUGCAGUAAACCCUAAAUUUCUGGCAGUGGUGGUAGAAUCGAGUGGUGGAGGAACAUUUCUAGUUCUCCCGCUUGAACAGGUUGGACGUGUGCCCAUAGAUGCUCCAAAAGUAACAGGCCAUGGGCGGCCUGUGCUAGACAUUGAGUGGAACCCUUUCAAUGAUCAACAAAUUGCUUCCAGUUCAGAAGAUAGCUCGAUCAAAAUAUGGCAUGUUCCUGAUGAUGGCCUGUCAAUGGACCUUGAUGAAUAUUUAGUUGAUUUAAGGGGCCACUCACGGAAAGUCAACAUUAUUCGAUGGCAUCCCUGUGCAGAGGGUGUAAUUGCUAGUGCUGCAUAUGACAGCGAAGUAAGAAUUUGGGACAUUGUAGAUGACAGAGAAGCCGCGACAAUUCUCAAGGGACAUCCUGAUAUAAUUUUUUCACUGUCUUUCAACUAUAAUGGCAGUUUACUAGCAUCCACCUGUAAAGACAAGAAGAUAAGAGUCAUAGACCCCAGAGCUGGACGACUUGUGGCACAUGGUAUGGGACAUCAAGGAAACAAAAGCUCUCAUGUUGUCUUUCUCGGCGACAUGAACAUGCUUUUUUCAACAGGAUUCUCAAGAAUGAAUGAGCGACAAAUAGCUAUCUGGGAUGUGAGAAACUUGAAAAAGGCUAUUAAAAUAGAUGCUGUUGAUUCUUCAUCUGGUGUUCUGCUCCCUUACUAUGAUCAUGACACAAGAAUUGUUUAUCUUGCUGGAAAGGGUGAUGGAAAUGUCAGAUAUUAUGAAUUGUCUGAUGCGGAGCCGUACUUCACUUUUCUUAAUGAGUACCGCAGUUCAUCUCCCCAGCGUGGUUUUGGUGUUAUGCCAAAGAGAGGUCUUGACGUAACUGCUUGUGAGAUCUAUAGGUUUUAUAAGUUACACAACAACAACUUUGUGGAGCCAAUUGCCAUGACUGUCCCUAGAAGACAAACUGGCAUAAUUCAGCGAGACUUGUAUCCAUUAACCCCGUCAGAUAAACCUUCCAUGAAAGCUCGGGAAUGGAUCGACCAAGGUUUAAACAGAAACCCAGACCUUAUGGACCUGUUGAAAGACUUUCCUCUUCAAGAUGGUGAGACAGAAACUCGUGACAUGAGAUCAAGAGAGCAGAGAGAAGUUGCCAGUGCAAGGCAAAUGGCUACCAGGAGUCCAACUUCAGAAUCACCACCGAAAUCACCUGUAAGAGUUAGCAGUAGAAAUGAAGAACGUCGUUCAUCUGAUACAAACCAUGUACCGUCAAGAGGCCAGAAUGGAGAGAGUGAUAUCCAGUAUGUCAAAGCAACUGAAGUAUUAAGCAGGCCUGACACCAAACACAAAGAUCCUAUUCAGGUAACAGCCAAAGCAGUGGUAAACAGUAGAGUGUCAUCUCCAGAGAAAAGACGGACGGGUGGAGACAGGCGCUCAGGAGACUUUGCAAACUGGGAUAUCGACACUUUACGACUGGCGUACAGUGACCAGAGAGAGGAGAUCAUCUUCCUACAGACACAACUUAGAGCCAGAGAUGCCAAGAUAGCACAACUUGAGAAAGAAAAUGAUUACUUUCGGGAAAAAUCCCAGAGGUUCUGAUGCUGAGCAAUGUCUAACACAACUUCAAAGAAAACGGUAGAUGAUUAUAAAAGAAAGCGGUGUGUUUGGUUGUUAAAUGACAAACAAUCUGCGCAUCUGUUAAUUAAAAAGCUAACGGGCAGGUUUCCCUAUCUAUGUGUAGAUGCUUCAUCGAAAUUUAUUUCUGUGAAAUGAUGGUGGUCAGAUGUAACCUGCUAGUGUUUGUCUUUAUUUAUGUGCAUGUUUUUUAAAACUAUUGUUAUUUGUUUCUAGUUUGAUAUAAUUGAGAAGAAAGGCUAUAAAUUCUCUAAUCAUUGCAUUUGAAAAAUUAGAAGACAACUCACUGAUGUAAAGAGGGUAAAAUCACAUUGUAAUUACGUUUAGGCAGCAUUAUCCUUUACAAAUCAGGAAACUUGGAAAUGCAAAUGACUGUGUAUAGCAUUUGUAAAUUGCACACGGCAGACUUUUUAGCUAGUAUCGUAAAAAAAAAAUCAUUUCCAUUACCGAGAGCUAUGUUUUGUACACAGGCUAACCUGAGCACUAUAUAAGGCUAACCAGAGUGCUAAUUAGGCCUAAAUGAAAUCUGCAGUCUGUAGAUGUUUACAGCCUUUCAAUAAAAGGCAAAUUAUCGUCCCAGAACCGUGAAAGGCAACAGAUUAUGUUGCCAAAAGCUCAAAACUUAGUUUGUUUUGUUUCGAAAAGGAGCAAUGUGAAGUUAACACCUGGUGAUUUCUCUUAAUUCUACGGUGUAUAUAUUAAGCCGAUAAUAAUAAAUUAGAAUAUAGAUAAAUUGCAUGUGCAGUAUAGACAAGAACAGUGGCUAGUAGAAAUUCCACCAUGCUUCCCCGCAUUACAGUUUAUUGAUUUAAAUUUCCAGAAGAUUGGGUUCAUUCCUUGAGUUUUCAUGUCAUAAGCUCUAAGUAGUAAUUUUAUUAACGGCUAGGAUUAAUUAAGGCUAAUUAGGCUAUUAAAAGUAAUUUCAUGUUUCAAUCGGACCAAACCUUUUAAUUCUGCAAUAAAAUGGUUUUUCCCAGUCCCACAUUUCACACCUUAAUGGCGCGAAAUGUAAAUUUGUACUUUAGUAUAUAGAUGACACGUUGCCGAAUCAGAUUGCUUCAAAAUUUCAUGGAAAAAA
Orbicella faveolata is the source of this 3035-nucleotide messenger RNA. RefSeq names its product coronin-1A-like. Lineage: Eukaryota; Metazoa; Cnidaria; Anthozoa; Scleractinia; Merulinidae. Gene Ontology annotation, molecular function: actin filament binding. The record is from RefSeq and is a predicted model, not a curated record.